Molecule: messenger RNA, 2610 nt
Organism: Calidris pugnax (ruff)
Lineage: Eukaryota; Metazoa; Chordata; Aves; Charadriiformes; Scolopacidae
Gene: CAVIN1
Product: polymerase I and transcript release factor
Exons: 2
Coding region: 267-1352 (361 amino acids)
Biological process (GO): transcription initiation at RNA polymerase I promoter; termination of RNA polymerase I transcription
Cellular component (GO): caveola; cytoplasm
Molecular function (GO): rRNA primary transcript binding
Source: RefSeq, a predicted model, not a curated record
AUUUGGCAGCGGGCUCCUUUUCUGUCGCUGAGGUGGAGUCAGCCAAUGCCCUGCGAGCCUGGAAAAUUUUGCAGGGCAGUUUCACUGGCCGGCCCUGCGGAGCUCUGCCAUUUGAAUUUCAGCACAGACCUCCCCACACUCUGCUCUCCGUUCCUGGCGUCUCUCCCAGCGCGGAGUUUAGCUGAGGCUCGGGUUUAGUUUUCCCUCCUCUCUCUCUCCCUGCAGUGACAGCUUCCCCCGGGCUCCAGCCAGGACUCCCAGCCGCUAUGGAGGAUACCACUUUGCAAAUUAUCGAACCGCCGACCGCCUCCGAGGCCUCUGAAGAACCAGCCACCGAAGAACCCAUCAAAUCGGACCAGAUCAACGGUGUGAUGGUGCUGACCCUUCUGGACAAGAUCAUUGGGGCGGUGGAUCAGAUCCAGUUGACCCAAACCCAGCUGGAGGAGAGACAGCAGGAGAUGGACAGCGCAGUGACCAGCAUCCAGGGCGAGCUGACCAAGCUGACGAAGGCCCACACCACCACCAGCAACACCGUCAACAAGAUGCUGGAGAAGGUGCGCAAGGUGAGCGUCAACGUCAAAACCGUUCGGCAGAACCUGGAGAAGCAAGCUGGGCAGAUUAAGAAGCUGGAGGCCAAUGAAGCGGAGCUCCUGAAACGCAGGAACUUCAAAGUCAUGAUCUACCAGGAUGAAGUGAAGCUCCCGUCAAAACUGAGCAUCAGCAAGUCUCUGAAGGAGGGCGAAAAGGUGGAGAAGGAAGGUGAGGGCGAGGAGGUGCCCGCGGGCGAGGACCAUGCGGAGGAGGACCACGUCCAGCUCUCCUCGGAUGAAGAGGUGGAGAUUGAAGAGAUUAUCGAAGAGUCACGGGCAGAGCGCAUCAAAAGAAGCGGCAUGAAAAGAGUGGAUGACUUUAAGAAGGCAUUCUCAAAGGAGAAGAUGGAGAAGACUAAGCUAAAGACCAAGGAAAACUUGGAGAAGACCCGCCACAACUUGGAGAAGACCCGCCACAACCUGGAGAAGAGGAUGAACAAACUGGGCACCAAGAUUGUGACUAACGAAAGGAGGGAGAAGAUGAAGACCUCUCGGGACAAGCUGAGGAAGUCUUUCACCCCUGACCACACCAUCUACGCCAGGUCCAAGACAGCCGUCUACAAAGUGCCACCCUUCACUUUCCACGUCAAGAAGAUAAGAGAGGGCGAGGUGGAAGUGAAAGCUACGGAGCUGGUGGAGGUGGGUGGAGAGGAGGGAGAGAAUUCGGAUCUGCUGCGUGGGGAGAGCCCUGAGAUGCAGACGCUGCUGGAGAUCACGGAGGAGUCCGACGCGGUACUGGUGGACAAGAGUGACAGCGAGUAGGACAGGCUGCAGCGCGGAAGGGUUGCGGACGACGGCUGAACACGGAAUAUCAUCCCCAUUUCGAGAUCUCUCUCCGCCCUGGUGCCCAGGGGAAGUGUACACAAAUGCAUCUUUUUACUACCCUUGCAGAGCCGACGCCGAUCCCCUCCCUGCCUGCUUGGACAAGGUGUAUUUUCUAUUUUAGUUUUAGCACACCCAGAAACCUUAGGAACACACGGGACUGUUUUUCUUACACUUUUCAAAUCACCCUCGGAGAGCAUUCCUGCCGCUGGCUGCGCCCGGAGCCUUCCCGCACCGGACCUGGAGACGGGGCCCAACCGGAGAGUGCUAAAACCAAGAUAACGGCCGUACACCUGGAAACCUCAAGCCUCCUCCAUUAAGCAAAGACCUGGAGUCAAGAAAGCUUCCUGCCCAGCAAAGCCCCCCCGGCCCACGCCACCCCGGUCCCCGCUGCCAUCCCGGUGGCCACCCGGUCCCCGUUGCCAGCCCGGUGGCCACCCCGGCAGGCAGGAGGAAUGCCAGCAUCCUUCGGGGGAGGGAAGAGCCGAGCGAGUCCUUUCCGUGGGGCUGGUGGCACGGCGGUGGGUCUCUCUGCCCUCCCGAGGAUGGGGUUACCUGGUGUGGCUUCGCCACAAACGUGCCCCGGUCCCGGUACUGCCACCGGUGCCCGUGUGUGCAUCGCACCCCCGGGCUCACCGUUCCCCCCCGUCCCCUCUCCACCCACCGCUGCGCUGGGGCCGUCACCGCGACAGCCCCGGGGCUGCGGCAGGGCCACCCGCUCCCCUGCCUGGGCUACCGGACCCGGCGGCGGCGGAGGGUCGGUGCUGGCCGGGGAGUGCGGGGUCCGGUCACUCGGUGGGUGGCGGGCGGCGAGGCACCGCUCCCUGCCCGGGCUGCGGCCGGUUUCCAGGGGGGUGCGGGAUGCGCCGAGGCCACCGGAGGCUCUUGGCUCCAGAGCGGCCGUGACACCGGCCCGAGCGUUCCCGAGCAUCUGCUUCCCCCCGGGGCGGGGGGGGUCUCCCGGGACCCCGGCUCCUGGCACCUCCCGCGCUUUCCUCCCCGUUCCCCGCUUCCCGCAGCUUCGCCCCCCCCCGUCCCCGCUGCGGGGCAGCCCCCGGGGAUCACGGCCCGGCCCCGGCUCCCCCGGGCAUCACGGAGAGGGGGGACCGGACCGGGCUCAGCCUUUCCCGGGGCUCUCCCGGCGGCGGGGAGCGGCUCCCGCUGAUAUAACCCACAUAUAAACACGCUUUUCCUCUAA